Didymodactylos carnosus is the source of this 1252-nucleotide messenger RNA. The record is from the annotation of a GenBank genome assembly. Lineage: Eukaryota; Metazoa; Rotifera; Eurotatoria; Philodinida; Philodinidae.
CCUGCCGGCUACUUAUAAUCAUACCUUUAUGAAUAAAAUAACCAUAAGUAGCUCGAGUACAGUAUAGAGACAUGUUGCUAGGUGCGAGCUUACUUUUCAUUGGUAGAAAUCGUGAAAAAAUCGGAAGCCCGGCAUCGUUAAAAGUGGAAAAAGUCCAAAAUUUGGAAAAUUUGCGCGCUCUCGCCGCCCAUGGAAGACGUUUUUAUAAAAUUACAACUGCCAGAGAAUCUAAGUACAAAGCUACAGCUGCCUAAAAAAAUCUUGCCUUUGAAGCAAUAAAUAAGAGCCAGUUUUUAGGAAAUAAUGCCUCUUAUCUCGGUAGCGGAAAAGACCUGAGAAGAGAUAUUUUCAAAUUAGUCAUGUCCUUAUGUUAAUAAGUAACUUGCAAAAAGGAUUUUUCUUCAACUCGUCUGCAAAAAAACUCCAGCCAAAUCUAUUUCGACUUCAUAUGACAUAAGCUAUUCAUUGUUUCAUCUUGGUUUACAAGAAGAAUCAUCACCUUUAUUAUAAAAAUAGAUCAAAAUAAGCAUAACAUCUUUUGCUCACAAGAAAAAAUAUUCUGAAUAAAUAGAAUAACAUCGUUUAUGAAAGUUUCGUAAAGCGCUGUAAAAAACGCAUUUAAUGAAUAUUUCUUUUCUUUUUAGAAUCUCCUCACGCCUAUAAUCGUACAUAUCAACAUGCACAACAGUUAGGUCGACGAUUUUUAUCUGUUACCACAUUAAAAUUGCAAACUAUGGAUGAUGAAUUAAAAAAAUGGCGUAUACCCUUUAUGCUAUCGACUAUUGAAAAUAGUAUUGUAGCUUCAAAUUUGAAAUGUGUCUCUUUAGAGACAGUACUCAGUGCUAAUUUCUUGCUGAAAUUGUUAGAAAAAGCGCCAAAUGUCAAAAUAUUAAAGAUACUCAAUGAUACCACAGACAUUUUACGCAAUAGUCAAUUGUGUGCAAUAAUCAAUCAACAAGUAAAAGAAUUGUCUUUUUCAAGUACAGUCUAUUUGAGACAUCGUCAUGUUAAAGAAUUUUGUUCACUUUUGGUUAAUAUUGAAUAUCUAAGAAUUAAAUUUGAAAAAGUAAACAAUCUACGAAAAUCGUUGACUAGAUUCAUGGAAAAAAUGACGGCAUUACGAUUUUUGAAAAUAUACAAAUUCGAAUCAGAUCAAUAUGACAAGAAACUCAUGACAUUUUUUAAUCAGUCUGAGCAACAAUAUAUUCUUGAUAAUGAACAUAAAUAUUCUUUAUCGGUUUGGGUAAAAUAA